CAUGCUGAAUGCGCCUCCUGUAUAAACCGGUGCUACGCCCCAACCAGGAUGAUUUUCAGGCGGACACCAUGCCAAAUGAAGAAACCAAUAUCUAAAAGAAGUAGAUUUGUUGAUUUAGCACCCUGAUGGGGGGGGGCUUGGCAUUCCUUGACUCCCCCCACUGACAUACGAAUGGUCGGGAGGCUUCAUAAUGAAUGCACAGUAUGGAAUUUAUUCAGAAUAUAUUCAGACCUUGGUAUUGAAAAGGCAAUUGUUGGGUACGGAAGCUGCAAUACGGUUUUAAGGACAAAAUAAACCAUAUGGAAGUUUAAGAACAAGUUUAAGCAUGAAAGAAGAAAAAUGGGCAACAAGGCAGGUUGCGAAGCUUGUCUUAAUCCUGGUGUUCGUGGAUCGUAUUCAAGGAGAAUUUGAAGAUUGCUUCGAUUCGCUAGGUUUGACAUCCGGGGAUAUCCACGACAACAACCUAACUGCGUCAUCCACGCUCCCGCCCCAGGCCUCACACGGUCCACAACACGCAAGGCUUCACAAUAAGCAUGCGUGGUGUGCCGCUAAUGAUACCGCUGGCCAGUUCAUACAGAUAGACCUCGAAGAAGUAAAAAUGCUCUCAUCUGUCCUCAUUCAAGGAGAUGCCCGGAAGGACUACUUCGUGACGUCACUUUAUUUGGCUUAUGGGAUAACUGCUGAUCACUGGCUCAACUACACUGAAAACAGCACCACUCGAAUUUUCAAAGGGAACAGUGAUCGUGAAUCAAUAAAAAAGCUUCACCUGAAAACGAAGAUUGCCGUGCGAAGACUCAGGAUCUACCCUGUCACGUGGUUUGGUCACGCGUGCCUAAGGCUGGAAUUAAAGGGCUGUGACGCAGACCCCUUGACUCCUCUUGGUAUGUACAGCCACGACAUACCCGAUAGUUCAGUGAGUGCAUCUUCAAAGUACAGCUCCCAGUAUCCUGCACACGAAGCCCGUCUUCUCCACGGUGGAGGUAACCAAUAUGCAGAACAUUAUGGCUGGAUAGCUGCCACCAGUGACCAGAAGCCUUGGCUGAAAAUAGUUAUAAAUCUGGGGCCUGUCUUUGUCACGGCUAUCGCGACACAAGGAAGGAUGGAAAAACCUCACUGGGUUAAGUCAUACCAACUUGAUUAUGAACACAUGAACAGCACAAUGAUCGAAUACAGAGAAAGUGGUGUGGCCAAGAUCUUUUCUGGGAAUUUUGACUACGAAACUGUAAUAACGCACCACCUAUCGCCAGCUAUCUACACGAGGACUGUACGCUUCCUUCCAAAGUCUUGGGAAACGUUCGCGACAAUGCGAGUGGAAAUGUACACCUACGGGAAAUAUUCACCAACAGACCUGGGGAUUGCCAGUGGAGAACUCCCUGAUAGCCAGAUAACAGCCUCGUCUUACACAGAAAGAACACCACCUUGGGAAGGCCGUCUAUUUUUUCAGAGGGAUUUGUUAUCCUGGUGCAAUACGUUAAGCCUGGAUCGCCAACCGUGGUUGGAGUUUAACAUGAGCCACGUCAUGCUGAUAACAGCCGUUGCCGUGCAACCGCGUGGUUAUUUCCUGCCCCGCUAUGUCAAGACCUUUCAAGUGAUGUAUUAUCAGAAUGGCCAAAUGAUCACAUAUAAAGACAAAGGAAAAUCAGUGCCAAGAACAUUUACUGGAAAUUCAAACGGCUUGGAUCAGGUGGUCACAUCAGAGCUUGACAGGCCUAUUGUCGCUUCCGCCGUACGACUUGUCUUCCUCACUGUCUAUGCGCACAAUGAUAUUUUUUGCGCCAGAGCUGGAGUCAUUGGACACAGAAAAAAGACUGUUUGUCCUCCAGGAUGGCUUCCAUUUACAGAAAACUGCUAUUUCUUUAGCGUGAACAAAGGAGCAUUGCUCGACAAAGAUGGAGCUCGAGUGAAAUGCUAUGAGAAAGGUGCGAACCUGACAGAUAUAACAGACGCACAGGAGCUAAAAGCGCUUAGUGGCAAUCUGAGGAUCGACACCAGGUAUUUUAUUGGAGCGGAUGAUAACAAAACUGAAGGAGAGUAUCGCUGGGAGGAUGGACGCAUUGCAGAGCUUCAAGGCUUCUGGCGAGAUGGUGAACCUAUUGAGAGCUCUGAUAGGAACUGUGUAGUGUUGAUGGAGGGAAAGCUGGAAGUCUAUUCUUGCGCUAUACCGUUAGCAGGGCAUAUUUGCAAGAGAAAAGCGGAUGGUGGAUAUUUUGGCACUCCGAUUAUAUUGCCGAGUCUUCCUGAUGUUGAAGUCGAGAAAGGUAAAUCAAUCAGGUUGCAGUGCGAGGCCACCGGUGACGCGGUCAUCUACAUCGCUUGGUUACACAACAACACUCUAGUCCAGAAUCGGACGAAAGACACUGCGCUUGUGUUUGACAAAGUACCGCUGACCGCUAAAGGAAGUUGGAAAUGCGUCGCGUCAAACCAUCUUGGCCAAGACACUAAAUCAUUCUACCUCCACGUAACUAACCCUGUGCAACCUCAGGGUGAUCAGAUAUUCAUGAAGCAUCAGCAACCCUCGGUUCUCCCUCAAGAUCACGUGAUCUAUACAAUGCUGGAGGCCGACACUCUGGACUGCUUGACACAAUGCUUAGGCCGAACAGCAUGCCGGUCGUUCAGCUACAGCCCGACCGAGGCUAUGUGUAUUUUAUUCUCCACCAGUCACGUGACCGCGAACUUGGAGUAUCGGGAGGGAUUCCAGUAUUUCUUUCUGUCUGACCUGGUGGUAGUUGAUCACUUCAGUGGUCUUCAGUGAUCAAAUGAUUCCGCUUUCUGCCAGGUGAUUUGGGUAAUCUGCUCGGGUAAUAUGUCGGGAGGGGAUGGGGAGAGCAAGUCGGAGACAGAACAUUUCAAUGUCCCUCAGAAAAUAAUCACGAUUAAAUAAAUCAGCAUCUCAAAAAAAAAUCCUGGCAUUAUGAAGCAUAUACCAGCUCGCCACCUCCUAAAAAUGAAUUUUGGGCACUCUUAAAGUACCAAGUUUUUGCAGUAAUUAGUUUUUGCAAAGAUAAUUUAUAAGAUAGCAAAAUACUUCUUAUGUUGCCAUCCUGUCGUAUUUGACGAUUUCUUCUGCCCCUAUAUGCGCUCUUCAGUCAUUUAUUUAUUUCCCUUAAAUGACGGACAGCUGUUGUUCAUUUCCCGUCCCAGAUUUGUACAAUUUACAUCUUUAGGUUUUUGUACAGGUCAGGCGCGUAUACAGGGGAUGGGGGGGGGGGGAUGGGGGGGGGGGACAGGGUGCACGCGCACCCCUCUCCUCUUGGCGGCAAAAAGUGGGUACUUUUUUAAGGAAUCUUCAAGUACUAUGCUUUUUUUCCAUGAUACCUAUGACUACGCAUCCCCCCACCCCCACACCCCUCCGCCAAUCCUGGGCACGCACCCGCACUUCAGAUUCUUAUUAUCGUUAUUAACCCUCUUCGCCCUAAAAAGUGGGAGGUUUUAAACCAAAUCCAUUGAAUUAGCUAUAGCAAAUUGAGUACAAUUUUGUCUGCACAUAUUACUAUCAUAAGGAAUAUUACGGGAAAUUCCACCAAUUUUAUGUAGAAUAAAAGUGUUAACAAGUCAAUAUCACUGUGUACUAAUAAAACAGAUUAAAAUGAUAAAUUUCACUA
Nematostella vectensis (starlet sea anemone) is the source of this 3602-nucleotide messenger RNA. RefSeq lists its product as uncharacterized. The transcript is spliced from 12 exons. The record is from RefSeq and is a predicted model, not a curated record. Bases 326 to 2752 code for a protein of 808 amino acids. Lineage: Eukaryota; Metazoa; Cnidaria; Anthozoa; Actiniaria; Edwardsiidae.